AUGGCGGAAGCCCAGCCCAAUGGCGGUCCGACAGCCUCCUCAUCGGUCAACAUGCAGUAUGGUGGCUUCGACAGAUUCGUCAUCGAGCUCGAGGUGAGUAGGACAACCUCAAUAUUGACAUUGCAGCUCGCAUGCUUCUCGACCAUACCUGUCCAGCUAGUCGGAGUUGGCGUCCUGCUGAUAGCCCCGCUCUCGGAUUGCACAGCACCCAUACGGCAUGGCAUGGUCCAAAGUUGGCACAUGCUGACAUGAACAAACAGUUUGUCCAGAUGCUCUCCAAUCCCCAGUACCUCAAUUAUCUGGCGGCGCAGAAACUGCUCGACAAUGCAGAGUUCAUAGCAUAUCUCGAGUACCUGCAAUACUUUCGGGAGCCCAAAUACCUUCGCUACCUCCAGUGAGCGCAACGGCUUAAUGCUUACAGGCCAUCACUGACCAAGAGUGAGAUACCCUGGCCCGACCCUUCGAGCACUCGAGCUUCUACAGGAAGAACGCUUCCGCAAGGACAUCCUCAUCCCGGAAGUCAGGGACAGAAUGAUCGCAGAAGGCUUCGAAGCAGCCAUCUCCGGCUACCAACCGCAGUCCGAAUCCCAGAAUCAUCAAUCUCUUCAGUCGUGA
Molecule: messenger RNA, 615 nt
Organism: Lecanosticta acicola
Lineage: Eukaryota; Fungi; Ascomycota; Dothideomycetes; Mycosphaerellales; Mycosphaerellaceae
Source: the annotation of a GenBank genome assembly